UUUUACAAAUCAUCAUUUUAAAUAUCUAAAUUAUUUUUGUUUGAAUUGAUUAUAAAUCAUUAGCUAUAUUGUCACACAGUUUUAAAGUGAUAAAAUUAUAAAAAAAAAACAUGCGUGAUUUAAUUGAAAAAGGAAUUUUACCAGAAGGUAAAGAAGCUGAAACCAUCGAUGAAAUAAUCCGUGAAGAAAAUAUUAUCAACUAUACGAAAACAAUUCAGGCUGGUUCAGAGAAAGGUGAUAAUUAUAUGGGUGGAAUAUAUCGUAUAAUUAUUAAAGGUGUCGAUUCUGAAACGCAUAAUCCACGUGAAUUAAGUUUAAUUUUAAAAUGUUCUGCACGAGCUGGAGCAUUUCGUGAAUCGAUACCACAUAAUACAGUAUUUAAACGUGAAGUUUUCAUGUACGAUAAAUAUUUACCCGAAUUAUACAAAAUACAAGAAGAAAAUGGUUUGGAGAAUGGUUUCAAAAAAGUUGCCAAACUUUAUAAAUUUUGUAUCGAUGAUUUAGAUGAAUUUUUAAUAUUUGAAGAUAUGAAAGAAAAAGGUUUUACAAUGCUUAGUCGUCUUCAGUAUUUGAAUUUAGAACAUUGUCAUUUUGUAUUAAGGCAGUUGGCUUAUUUGCAUGGUUUGGGAUUUGUAUUCAAACAUCAAAAACCGGAAUUAUUCGAAAAAUUGACUUCCAAUAUAACGAAUGCUUUUUAUGAACUUGAUAAUCUGAAGCAUAAUGUUUUUAUUGAACAUAUGAAGGCAAUGACAAAUAAAGCAGCAGAAUCAUUGGAAAAUGAUACAGAAAAUUUAAAGAAAUUUAAGGAUUUUCAAUUACAAUUGAGAGAUAAAGUUGAAUUUUUAAUAAAACCAGAAUUUGUAGAUAAAAAAUAUUCAAUUCUCCUUCAUAAUGAUUGUUGGAAUAAUAACAUUUUAUUUAAACAUGAGAAUGAAAAUAUUUCUACAAAACCAAGUGAUGCAUGCUUCUUAGAUUGGCAAAUAUCUGAAUUACAUUCUCCAGUCAAAGAUUUAUCUUAUUUUAUUUACAAUUGUACCAGCAGUGAAUUACGUAACUCACAUUUUAAUGAUCUAUUAAAUUACUAUUAUGAACAAUUAACUCAAGUAAUUACAGAUUGUAAUUGUUCAAUAGAUGUCUGUUAUCCACGGACUGUCUUUGAUGAUCACGUAAAACGAUUUUUUGCAUAUGGUGUUAUAUUUGCAUUAAUGACAAUUCCGUUAGUUACUAGCGAUAGUGACGAUAUUCCAGACCAUUUUAAUAUGGAAAUAAGUGAUGAACAAUCUGGUUUAAGUGCGUUUAAUUUUAAAACUAAAAAUGAUGCUAUUUAUAAAAUUCGUAUGAGUGGAAUUUUAAAGCAUGCAAUUGCGAAUAAAUUUAUUUAGAUGAACAAAAUUUUAUUAACUCUAGGUAUUUCUGGAGGAGUAGUUUUAUUAAGAACUCUAAACUACAGGAUUUUUUUUUUAUGAUGGCUAAAAUUUUCCCAAAAUACAAAAUCAUGUAAGUUUCACCUUACCUGUCUUAGCAGAAUGCAAGUAUCUAAUUUAAUAAACAGUUUUAAGAGGAAAAUGUGAAAGUAAGAUCUUUUCUGAUAUUUGUUUCAAAUUUCAAAAAUGGUAGCUCGCUGAUGAUUCUCAAAAUUUUACCAGAUAUUCAGAUGUAAACUAAAUCCAUAAAAUGUAUACGGAUAUAAGUUGCACAUGCGAAAAAAUUAUUUUGUUCAUACCAUCAUUUAUGUAAUAUACGUAAAAGUUUAUUUAGUGAAAAUAUGAAGAUAAUUUGAAUUACUUAAAAAUACAAUUAACUUGGUAAUAAAAAUAAAUUUGUUGCAGAGUAAUAAAUAACAUCAACAAAAAUCUAAAAAACAAACUUUUAUAACACAUCAAUUACUUUUGAUAAUUAAAAUUUCAGGGUCAAAUAUGUUUACUAAUAAAGGAAGUAAAAACAGGUUUUAAUAAAAAAUUAUUCAUUUGAUUUUGAAAGCCCAAG
Molecule: messenger RNA, 1986 nt
Organism: Chrysoperla carnea
Lineage: Eukaryota; Metazoa; Arthropoda; Insecta; Neuroptera; Chrysopidae
Exons: 2
Coding region: 111-1382 (423 amino acids)
Source: RefSeq, a predicted model, not a curated record